Molecule: messenger RNA, 2431 nt
Organism: Saimiri boliviensis boliviensis (Bolivian squirrel monkey)
Lineage: Eukaryota; Metazoa; Chordata; Mammalia; Primates; Cebidae
Gene: GABRG3
Product: gamma-aminobutyric acid type A receptor subunit gamma3
Biological process (GO): monoatomic ion transmembrane transport; chloride transport; gamma-aminobutyric acid signaling pathway
Cellular component (GO): membrane
Molecular function (GO): extracellular ligand-gated monoatomic ion channel activity; GABA-A receptor activity
Source: RefSeq, a predicted model, not a curated record
GCCGGAGUAGGCACCUGUCCCGCCCGCCGCGCCCAGCAGCCGCCUCGCAGGCCGGGGGAAGGGGCCGGCGGGGACCGGGUCGGCGCCGGAGGAACCGCGCCCCGAGCGCCAGCGCACCAUGGCCCCGAGGCUGCUGCUGCUCCUCUGCCUGCUCUCGGGCUCGCACGCGCGGUCCAGGAAGGUGGAAGAGGAUGAAUAUGAAGAUUCAUCAUCAAACCAAAAGUGGGUCUUGGCUCCAAAAUCCCAAGACACUGACGUGACUCUGAUUCUCAACAAGUUGCUAAGAGAAUAUGAUAAGAAGCUGAGGCCGGAUAUUGGAAUAAAACCCACCGUCAUUGACGUCGACAUUUACGUCAACAGCAUCGGUCCGGUGUCGUCAAUAAACAUGGAAUACCAAAUCGACAUAUUUUUUGCUCAGACCUGGACAGACAGUCGCCUUCGGUUCAACAGCACGAUGAAAAUUCUGACUCUGAACAGCAACAUGGUGGGGCUGAUCUGGCUUCCAGACACCAUCUUCCGCAAUUCUAAGACCGCCGAGGCCCACUGGAUCACCACACCCAACCAGCUCCUCCGGAUCUGGAACGACGGCAAGAUCCUUUACACUUUGAGGCUCACCAUCAACGCCGAGUGCCAGCUGCAGCUGCACAACUUCCCCAUGGACGAGCACUCUUGCCCGCUGAUUUUCUCCAGCUAUGGCUAUCCCAAAGAAGAAAUGAUUUAUAGAUGGAGAAAAAAUUCAGUGGAGGCAGCUGACCAGAAAUCAUGGCGGCUUUAUCAGUUUGACUUCAUGGGCCUCAGAAACACCACAGAAAUCGUGACAACGUCUGCAGGUGAUUAUGUUGUCAUGACUAUAUAUUUUGAAUUGAGUAGAAGAAUGGGAUACUUCACUAUUCAGACAUAUAUUCCCUGUAUACUGACUGUGGUUUUAUCCUGGGUGUCAUUUUGGAUCAAAAAAGAUGCUACACCAGCAAGAACAGCAUUAGGCAUCACCACGGUGCUGACCAUGACCACCCUGAGCACCAUCGCCAGGAAUUCCUUGCCGCGUGUGUCCUACGUGACCGCCAUGGACCUCUUUGUGACCGUGUGCUUCCUGUUUGUCUUCGCCGCGCUGAUGGAGUAUGCCACCCUCAACUACUAUUCCAGCUGCAGGAAACCCACCACCACCAAGAAGACAGCAUCGUUACAGCAUCCAGAUUCCUCAAGAUGGAUUCCUGAGCGAAUAAGCCUCCAAGCCUCCUCCAACUAUUCCCUCCUGGACAUGAGGCCGCCACCACCUGCGAUGAUCACUUUAAACAAUUCCGUCUACUGGCAGGAAUUUGAAGAUACCUGUGUCUAUGAGUGUCUGGAUGGCAAAGACUGUCAGAGCUUCUUCUGCUGCUAUGAAGAAUGUAAAUCAGGAUCCUGGAGAAAAGGUCGUAUUCACAUAGACAUCUUGGAGCUGGACUCGUACUCCCGGGUGUUCUUCCCCACCUCCUUCCUGCUCUUUAACCUGGUCUACUGGGUGGGGUACCUAUAUCUCUAAGGGUUGCUCACAGGAGAAUGAAGAGCGUCCGGUUCACACCUGACCUUCCGUUGCUUCUCCGUUGGGAGUGGCAAGGAAGGACACUGGUCAGUGUAUCUUGCUAUAAAUGACCUUUCAGCAACACAGGAAGUACUCAGCAAAGGUUUCUACUGUGUAGCUCACACACACACAUACACACGCACUCGUGCUAAUUGAGUUUUAAAGUAAUAUUCUUGCUAGUCCCUACUGAAUUGUAGCUUGCUGUGUUUCUGGUGGUUUUUUUGGCUAUUGGAAGCAGCUGAUGAUUACUCUUGCAAAGAAAUCUGUAAAACAUGCAAGCGAAUGCUGAGACGCUCUCUCAGGCCCCGGGUCCUUCUGCUAACUUCCUUCACAGCCCUGGGUGCCAUGCCCACGCGUACUGAACCACCCCUGGCCGAGACCCACUCCUGCUGGCUCCGCCGGGGUUCUCCGAGCUCCAGUGUGAGCAGCGGUGGGUUUCAGCCCCAGUCUCCUCCCUCUGUGCCCUCUCUGGCUCCGGCGGCAUCGUCGUUAGCUGGCACCGGCUACCCAGUAACGUCGCUCUAGGCCUGGGAAGAGUGCUCUGGCAUUGUCCACGGUUUCCAUCGGAGGAGAAAAUAAGAUUUUCAAAGUGCUCGUGUUGUUGGGUCAAAGAUGAUUAUUUCUGAACAUCAGAAGGUUAUUUCUUUAUUUUAACUUGGGAGGGGCAACAAUAUUUGAACUUCGGGUUCUCGGACUAGUUUAACAACAUUUCACGUUAAGAGCUGUGUUUACUAGAAUAAGGCUCAGCCCCAGAGUAUGUGUCUAGCUUCCGUCAUAUUGUUAUGAGUUCAGUAAUUGUCUUUAUUUUGCAAGGAAAGGUAUACCGUGCUCAUGGCCUGUUAUCUUGAAACAAACACCAGAGUGUGAAGG